AUGAAUGGUUCUGAAGCUUGGAUAAUUGCUGCGAUUACUUGUGGUUUUGGUGUUUUCAUUCAAACAUGUUAUUUUCUUGUCAAGAUGAUGGGAGUCGAACGAACUGACUACUAUGAAGAAACAGAUAUUCGUACUGUUGAUAUGUCAAAAUGUGAAGUAAAAUAUUGUAUGGGUCGAAUAUGGACAUCAUGUUUAGAUAAAGCAACAAAUCGUAUGUCAGCGAGAGUAUUUAUUAUAUGGUAUCUCAUUGGUUUAUCCACUUUUACACUUAUACCAGUCAUUGUUUAUCUUGCGUACAGGACUGACGCGACCAAAGGGGUGUGA
Messenger RNA from Adineta steineri, 324 nucleotides. NCBI's taxonomy places the organism in Eukaryota, Metazoa, Rotifera, Eurotatoria, Adinetida, Adinetidae. The record is from the annotation of a GenBank genome assembly.